AUGCUUUUUGGAAACAGAAGCGAACUUCUAAAACUCACGACAGCACUGAACUUGCAUGUCAUCCCUGAUUGUGAUGCCACUUCUCUAAAUCGUAUCUGGGAGAUGGUCAAAGCCUUUGAUAUCGAGUGUUUUGAUGUGAAACAUGAACUCCGUACAUUGUCGACUACGACACGUCCAAAAUCUUUAUAUGAUCUUACUUAUGGGUUUGCUUGUGACAUAAAUAGAACGAUGAGGUAUGCUAUCACAAACGGCCGGACGGAUUGCAGUGACUUCUUUUUAACAAGAAUCAUGCAUGUUUUCGUUCUAUAUCAUGCGCUUCUUUAUUACACAUGGCCCAAUGCCGUGUUUUACGAUAUGGUGGUAUCAUAA
This is a messenger RNA of Plasmopara halstedii, 369 nucleotides long. RefSeq lists its product as uncharacterized. The record is from RefSeq and is a predicted model, not a curated record. The transcript has a single exon. Lineage: Eukaryota; Oomycota; Peronosporomycetes; Peronosporales; Peronosporaceae. Bases 1 to 369 code for a protein of 122 amino acids.